AUUUAGAUUGCUUCUACAUAUUUAUUGAUUUUUCAAAUUGUUAUCAUCUAGUAGUUGGGACGAGUUUCAAUCAGAAGAAUUAAAUGUAUAACUGUGAAAAUUUACUUUACUCCUGUAUUUUAAUCUAAUCUAUACUAUAAUUAAAUUAAGAAUAUUAAAUAAUGUAUAAAAAUUUGAAUAAUUGGCUAAUUGAAGAACUUUUACCACCUGAACCUGAUCCAAGACUUUCAGAAUAUGCUUUAAUGUCUAGUUGGACACCAUCUGUAUUACUUUCAAUUGUAUAUUCAUUGGGUGCUUAUAUCUGGAGGUUAGAAUUAAUUCGAAGACAAAAGAAGACAAAUAGCAAGAAAAUGAAUUCAAUGAGAAAUAAUACUUUUAAUCACCAAAUCAUUACCUAUACUAUGAUAUUAUAUAACAUUAUUAUGGUAUUAUUCUCUACAUACUUGUCAAUUUCUACGUUAUAUUUAAUCUAUCAACUUGACUAUGGACUAGGUUGUAUUGAAUUACCAGAUCCAACAGAUAAACGUACUGAUGGUUUAGUUUAUUAUGGAUAUCUAUAUUUUAUUUCAAAAUUUAUUGAAAUGAUGGAUACAGUUUUCUUCUUAUGUCGUGGUAAAGUGGAUCAAGUCACCUUCUUACAUGUUUUUCAUCAUGCUUCAAUGCCUCCAUCAGUAUGGUGGGGAUUAAAAUAUGCUCCUGGGGGUCUGUUAUACAUGUUUCCAUUGGUCAAUAGUUUUGUUCACAUUCUAAUGUAUACUUAUUAUGGAUUAGCUGCAGCUGGUUUAUAUCAUCUAUUAUGGUGGAAGAAUUAUUUAACUCUUAUUCAAAUGAUUCAAUUUCUUUGGUUCAUUCUACAUCAAGGACAAUUUCUACUCCCUUCAAAUUUAUGUCAUUUCCCUAAAGUAUUUCCAGCAGCUGUAGUUAUUUAUGCCUCAUUAUUCUUCAUAUUAUUUUUAAAUUUCUAUACGAAAGCUUAUUGGAAGAAAGAACGUUUAGCAAAAUCAUUGAAUAUUGAACAAACUUCUACUACUACUACUACUACUACUACUACUACUACUGAUAUAAAGAAUAUGAAUAAAUCUUAUAAAGUAUAUGAAAGGGAUUAUGAUAAUUUAAUAGGGAAUUUAUCUUUAAUGAAGAAGAUCAAUUGAAGAGUGAAUUGUCUAUGGAAAUGUAUCAUUGAAUUGACUGUUGAAUAUAUUCAGUAAAUUACUCUGUUUCUUCAUCUUUACUUUCAAGAUAACACAAUAUCUGUUUGUGAAUUUGUUAAUUAUUUUCUUAGUAUGAAUAAAUUGUUAUUGGUUGAUUCAUUCAAUUGUCAAAUGUAAUACACAAUUACUUGUGUUAAUUAACUAACCUUUUCUCA
Molecule: messenger RNA, 1366 nt
Organism: Heterobilharzia americana
Lineage: Eukaryota; Metazoa; Platyhelminthes; Trematoda; Strigeidida; Schistosomatidae
Source: the annotation of a GenBank genome assembly